GUUUUAGCCUACUCCGCUGUCAUUUUGUGCCAUCGUUUCAUGACGCCCACAUCGCUUGUGAUCUGAUUGAAACACCUUCAUACUAGGCAAUGCUUUACACUGUUUUAUCAGUACUUAGCCAAAUUUAUUGCGAUGGACCAAUUCUUAGAACUGUGCAGGAUUCGUAUCUAUUCCCUGACUCGAAGCAUUUUGUUGAUAUGUCGUUGAAGUUUGAUCCAAUUGCUACACUAAGAAACUUCGACGAGUUAGGAGAAAAAACGAAGGAUGUUGCUGUACUUCGAGAGUUUGUGAACUCGCAUUUCAAUCCACCUGGCACAGAACUUGUGGAAUGGUAUCCUCGCGAUUGGGUCGAUUUUCCUUCGACUUUCUUGAAUAUUCAUGAUUACCAUCAUCGACGAUGGGCGCUCCAUCUGCAUCGUAUUUGGAGAGAUCUGUGUAGACGGGUACGGGAAGAUGUUCGCAAACAUCAAGAUCAUUAUUCUCUUUUGUAUGUCCCUCAUCCAUUUAUCAUUCCUGGUGGACGCUUUCGGGAGUUUUAUUACUGGGAUUCUUUCUGGAUUCUCAAGGGUCUCAUUUUCUCUCAGAUGUAUGAAACAGCUAGAGGGAUUAUUAAAAAUCUGGCUUAUAUGGUUGACAAUCAUGGAUUUGUUCCAAAUGGUGGCCGAGUUUAUUAUCUCACGCGGUCUCAGCCGCCGUUACUCAUACCCAUGGUUUAUGAUUAUUUUCUCGGCACUGGCGAUCUGGACUUUGUGAUGGAGAUAUUACCGACUCUUGAGAAGGAAUUCUUGUUUUGGAUUAACAAGAGAUCCCGAAUGUAUCUUGAUAAGGAUGGUAAAGAAAAGUUCCCGUUCUACCAAUAUAGGGCCCAACUACAAAUGCCACGACCGGAGUCUUAUAGGGAAGAUUCCGAACUUGUACAUCAUCUCAAAAGUAAUGAGGAGAAAGUGCGAAUGUGGUCAGAAGUAGCCUCAGCUGCUGAGACCGGAUGGGAUUUCUCUACGAGAUGGUUCUCGCAAAGUGGCGAAGGAAGGCACAAUAUGAGGAGCAUUAGGACAUGGAGCAUAGUGCCUGUCGAUCUGAAUGCCUUCAUGUGUGUCAAUGCCAGGAUCUUGGCCAGUUUGUUUGAAAUCAGAGGCGAUGUAAAAAAGGUUGCUUUCUAUCAACAACGUUACGAAUGGGCGAAGCGUGAGAUGAAAGAAAUUCACUGGAAUGAAACAGAUGGGAUAUGGUACGAUUACGAUUUGGAGUUGAAGACACAUUCCAACACUUACUAUGUUUCGAACGCAGUGCCACUAUACGCUAAAUGUUACGACGAUGAAGACGAUGUUGUACCUCGACGAGUGCUAGAAUAUCUACAGUCAGCUGGUGUGCUCAACUUCACGAAAGGUCUGCCAACUUCACUCGCCAUGGGCAGUGAGCAACAAUGGGAUAAAGAAAACGCUUGGCCCCCUAUGGUCCAUAUGGUCAUUGAAGGUUUUCGAACAACCGGAGAACCAGAUUUGAUGGAUGCCGCUGAAAAGAUGGCUACAUCUUGGCUUUCAAUGACAUAUCAACACUUUAUUCGAACCCAUGCUAUGUUUGAGAAGUACAAUGUGACUACUCUGACCGAAGAACUUUCUGCCGGAGGGGGUGGAGAGUAUGAAGUCCAGACUGGCUUUGGAUGGACAAAUGGUGUGAUCCUCGAUUUACUUGAUAAAUAUGGCGACAAGAUGAGAAGCUCUGGUGCUGCUAGUUUCUCAAUUCUGAUUGCUCCAGUUCUCAUCCAUAUGUGGUUAUGAGUGAAGCACAGUGCAAGUCCUUAAUUUUGGAUCAAAUCCUAUAUUUCGUCACUUUGUGAAGACUUUAGGCAGUAAUUGAUUUUUAGAAAUUAAAUGAGAGAGCGGCUGAUACUUAUUUCUCAAGCCUUGCAUUCUUGAACGAGUCCUCGGCGAGCGACUAAAACUUAGGUCGCUUUUGAUACUAGAUUUUUUUUUGAUUCGAGUUCAAAACUAGCUAAAUCAUCCACUUAUUGUUGAAGACACCGUCAAAAUCCGUCAACUCUCACCACUCAUCUCUACUCAUUCAAAUUUUAUUCGGGUAGCAAGAGUCUCUCACCAAGUGUCGAGCAACCUAUUCAAAUCGUAAAUUGUUGCUUCAGAUAGCGAAAGUACUAGCUUUUUAUUCGGGUUCAUUACAUCUUUGACUUUGAUCAUGUUUCGCUCUUUGCAUUGGUUUGUACAUACCUCUAGUCUCUUUUUAACAUUUUUCGAAAUUUUCGAUCUUCUCAGAUUCAGUGUGUUUAGCAUUUUCUUGCCAAUUUGUUAUGAUGUAACAUUUAGCAUUUCUCUAAGUUGGCAUUCACUGAUGUACCUUAUAUCAAUCAGAAUAUGAAGAUUUUACUUGUUUGAAAAGUAAAAAUGUUCUAUAUAAAUCAGCGAUCCAGAAAGUUCCAGCUGUAAACUUGCUGACGAC
Molecule: messenger RNA, 2451 nt
Organism: Cylicocyclus nassatus
Lineage: Eukaryota; Metazoa; Nematoda; Chromadorea; Rhabditida; Strongylidae
Source: the annotation of a GenBank genome assembly